Messenger RNA from Anopheles bellator, 2692 nucleotides. RefSeq names its product facilitated trehalose transporter Tret1-like. NCBI's taxonomy places the organism in Eukaryota, Metazoa, Arthropoda, Insecta, Diptera, Culicidae. The record is from RefSeq and is a predicted model, not a curated record. Gene Ontology annotation, molecular function: transmembrane transporter activity. Gene Ontology annotation, cellular component: membrane. The coding region runs from base 191 to 2692 and encodes 833 amino acids. The transcript is spliced from 7 exons. Gene Ontology annotation, biological process: transmembrane transport.
UGAGCUAGCUCUUGGGGCUUGGGAGGUUUUCUCAAUUAUAAAGUGCAAAUCCCCACAUUGGUGAUUAAACGAGCUUGUUGGAAAAGUGUCCUCGGAAAGGAAUGCACCCGUUCUUGGUGUAGAAAGGGGAAAGUCGAAACGGCGAUCGAUUACGUCGCUGUUUGGACACGCUCUGAUUAUUUCGCUCACCAUGGACUCCGCGCCGGACCGGAGCUUCGUGACGGAGUACUUUGCCAAUCUGAACGAAAUUUCCAAAAAGAUUGCCAUCGACAUCGAGGAAAUCCGCAGCGCCUACGAACACAUUUGGGACGACCUGAGCCGCGAGGAGCAGAUGGAGAUUGUGAACGAGACGAUCAUCAAGCCCGAGCUGGCGCUCAAGUAUUUCGACAGCUUCUCCACGUCGUCCGAUUCCCUGCAGCGAAUCUUGGGCACGGUCGACGAUGCCGACGACGAUCGUAAUGCCAACCUGUACGAUGGGAAGGAGCUGCAGACGUUUCAGUACGUGCGCACCGGACGCAAAGCGGUGACCGACGACAGCAUUGGCAUGUUCCGGGACGAACAUUCGGCGCCCUUUUCGCACAAGACCAAAAGUCAAAUUAAUCUGACGAUUUUCCCACCGGAAAAGGACUCGAAAACGGGCGCGGGCGUCAAGGGAGUCAUGAUGGCGAAGAAGCUACUGCUGAAGUCACCGAAACUGGACGAUGCCAACUGCAACGGAGUGAAGGGCAAGGAGGGAGUGCAUGUGGUAGCUAAGGGGCACAAAAGUGAGACAGCGGCCGGUGGCGGGCCGCUGUUCGAUAGUGAGCGGAACCUUCUGUCUUCCGAUGAGACUGGCACGAAAGUCGGGUCGGCGGGAUUUUUGACCAAAUUCAACAAUCUCAUCUUUAACCAAACACCCAUCGAGAUGACGACGGCGGAGUCGGCCGCUUCCAUGGACGGUAGCGACGAAGUCGAUGGCACGAUCGAUCAGGAUGAAUUCGACACCGACAACGACAAGGUGAAUCUGUUCAGCAAGAGCUCCAAAAACGAGUGCCUUCACCGUGCGCAGUCGUCCUCGGUAGAGGAGGAUGACAAAAACUACGACGAGCUAAACAGUUUGCUUGGCAACAGCAAAGGCUUCGACUUCCUGAACAAUUGCUACGCGUUUCUCCCUGUGACGUGCGGAGCGAUGGACAAAGAACAGGAAGCUUCCAGCACCACUACUUCCAAUGUAGAAUCGCCUGAGCCGCAGCAUGGGGCAACUGUGGCCGUAGCAAAGCUGACGAAAAAGGCCGCCAUCACCCAAAUCAUCACGGCGAUAGUGGCAAACAUAACGAUCAUCUCUUCCGGGAUGGGCAUCGGUUUUCCUUCGAUUGCCUUGAUGGAGUUGACGAACUCCACUAGCUCGGUGGUCCUCUCGGAAAGUCAGGCCAGUUGGUUCGCAUCGAUCACGGCCAUUCUCUGCCCGGUUGGAGGUCUGCUGUCAGGAUAUCUGUUGGACAAGAUCGGACGGAAGAAAACGCUCUACUGCAUAAACGGCAUUUCGAUCGUGUCCUGGGUGAUCAUGUCGGUGGCUAGCCGAACGGAUGCAUCGACUUUGUUUAUCGAGCUAAUAGUGGCUCGAGUUAUAAUAGGUGUUGCGAUCGGUCUCUCUAGCACUCCCGCGUCCGUUUAUGCUGCCGAAGUUGCGCAUCCCAGUCUGAGGGGUCGAUUGACCUUGCUGACGGCUUGCUUCACCGGUAUCGGGAUGCUUAUGGUGUACUCUCUUGGCUACGUCUACAAGGACGACUGGCGAUAUGUGUGUACUAUUUGCGGUGUCUUCACGGGUGUCUCGCUGCUGACCGUGAUUCCUUUACCGGAGUCACCCAGCUGGCUGGUGGGCAAAAAGCGAAUGCUGGAAGCGGAACGUCAUCUGAAGGUUGUGCGCGCCAUCAAGGAAGACAAGAAUCCAGAGAUACGGGCCGAGCUGAACGCGCUGGAGGAAAGCGUGGCCCGUUUCCGUGCUUCGGAGACGUCCAAAAAGCCAUCCAAGCUGGUGCAGCUCAAGAAGCCCGAAGUCUACAAGCCGUUGACGAUUAUGUGCACCUUCUUUAUGUUCCAACAAUUUUCCGGCAUUUUCGUGAUAAUCGUCUACGCGGCGAGCUUCUCGGUCGAGGCCGGUGUAGCCAUCGAUCCGUUCCUGGCGGCGGUUUUGGUUGGACUAACGCGAGUCGUAACCACCGUUCUAAUGGCGUUCAUAUCCGAUCGCUUCGGCCGUCGGCCACCGGCACUGUUCUCCGGAUUCGGGAUGGCCUGCUGUAUGUUUGGGCUCUCGCUGUGCACCAUCUACCCGGUAGCGGAUACGGAUCUGAAUUGGAUUCCGACAGCCCUGCUCGUGGCAUUCAUAUUUACCGCGACACUUGGCUUCCUCACGCUACCGUUUUCGAUGAAUGCCGAAGUGUACCCAUCGAAAGUGCGAGGCUUUGCGUCUGGACUGACCAUCUUUUUCGGUUACACAAUGUCCUUCAUUAUGCUCAAGAUUUACCCAACGAUGGUGAACGCGAUCGGUAACGAAAAUGUGUUUCUCUUCUUCGGAACCGUUUCGCUGAGUGGUAUUGCGUUCGUGUACUUCUUUUUGCCCGAAACCAAGGGCCGUACGCUGCUGGACAUCGAAGAGUACUUCCGCGGGAAGAGCGAACCCUCGGACACCACUAAACAGGAAACGAGGGCGUGA